AUGUCCACCGAGCAACCGACGGAGGUGAUCAGCCUUGAACCAUCCGCCAUCAUCGGCUUUGACGGUCAUGUCGUGUGCGGUCUUCGCGUUCAUCCCGACCAGCGGCACCUGGUGUUUCCGCUUGGGAACGAAAUUUCCAUCUACGAGCUUGAAACCAACAAGCAGACGUUUUUGCGCGGUCACACGAACACGAUCUCCACACUGGACAUCUCCACCAGUGGCCGAAUGGUGGCGUCCGGUCAAUCGAACCACAUGGGCUUCCGGGCGUACGUGAUCGUGUGGGACUGGGCCACACGAAAGGAAAUCUCACGCUACGAGCUGCACCGUGUCCGCGUGCAGUCACUGUGCUUCUCCUCGAACGAUCAGUUCCUCGUCAGUCUAGGUGGCAAGGACUGUGGAUCGAUCAUUGUGUGGGACAUUGAACAGCGGACGGCCAUUUGUGGAACGAUUGCUACCAAGGAGACGACAGGCGAUGCAACGAAGGUAUGCAGUCUCAACAAACGCUUCACAACGUUCGUCUCGGGUGGGGACCAAAACUUGCGCGUCUGGAACAUUGACCGCGAGCGCAAAAGGCUGACGGUGCAGGAUGUGGCGGUUGGUAAGCUGCGCCGAGAGUUUACCGGAAUGCGCAUAUCACCGAACGAUGACACACUGUAUGUCGGCACGAUGAGUGGUGACAUUGUGAAGAUUAAUCUGAACUGCAACCCGAACCCGAGUGUGCCGUCACAGGACAAGAUGCCAGUACUGCUCGGUUGCUUCGGAAAGCAUAACGCCCGAAAGCCACCUCUGAAGGACUGCGAAAAGUACCACUACGGCGUGCGCGAUUUGUUGCUUCUCCCCGACGGGAAACUGAUAAUCGGGGCCGGCGACGGAACGAUUGAUCUGGUGCAGGAGCGUAACUGUAAUUUCAAAAAUUACCGAGGGCCAACGUGGCCCGAGUUAAAAUCGCUUCAUUCGACGAAAAUCGAUGGUGUCGUUACAUCGCUGCAGAUUGUUCACGGAAAAACACUGCUCAUCGGAACCAACGGGUGUGAGAUCUAUUCGCUUGAUUUGGCAAACUUUUCGUCCAGUCUGCGGCUGUUGAAAACGUGCCACACGAACGCAGUCUACGACAUUGCCUUUCCGUACAACUUUUCGCUGGUAUUUGCCACGGCAAGUCACGAAUCGAUUCGCAUCUGGUCAACAUCGAAGAUGCAGGAGCUGCUGCGCAUCGUGGUGCCGAACUUUGCAUCCUCUUCGAUCGUCUUUAGCCGCGAUGGUAAGAGUAUCAUCUCGGCCUGGAACGACGGUGUGAUCCGCGCGUUCACACCUCUUUCCGGCAAGCUGAUCUACGCCAUUCCGAACGCACACAACAAGGGCUGCUCGUCGGUGGCCGUCACGAGCAACGGCAAGAUUGUCGUAAGCGGUGGAAUCGAAGGGCAGGUGCGGGUCUGGAAGAUCGAUCCUUACGUGCAGAGUUUGAUCGGUGUGCUCAAGGAGCACUAUGGGCCGAUCGAAUCGGUUCACAUCAACAGCUACGAUACGGAGGUGGUUUCCGCUUCACGAGACGGUUCCUGCGUCAUCUGGGACCUUCUGAGGCUUACACGCAAGCAUGUGAUCUUUGCACACACCCAAUUCAUCGCCGCCCAGUACUUUCCGACCGGUGUGCAAAUUCUAACGGCCGGCUCGGACAAACUGAUCGGAUAUUGGGAAGCGUACGAUGGAAGUCUGGUGCGAGAAGUCGAAGGUUCCAAGUCCGGACCGAUCAACGCCAUCGAUAUGAAUAUGAUUGGCGAAUAUUUUGUGUCGGCCGGCACGGACCAAAUCGUCCGGUUGUGGAACUAUCAGCAUGGGGUCGAAGUUGCUGUCGGUAUCGGACACGCGAGUGCGAUAACUUCCGCACGUUACAGCCCAAAUGGAAAGUUUCUCGUUACUGGAUCCAACGAUGGUGGAAUAUUUGUAUGGAAGGUUCCCGAGAAAUUUCACAUGAAAAUACCCGAUGACAUUCUCUCGACUACGAACGCGGACCAACCGAAGCCAUCCAGCAGAGCGUCGAACAUUUCUCAGCCGACUCCGGGUGGGUCACGCGAGGCGUCAUCGCGCAAAAGCGGAACUCCGCUUUCGACGGGCAGUCGUACCAUGCGCCCAACAAAUGGCAAUGAAAACGUACGCCAGCUCGAGUCCGGGCGCUUUAAGCGGUCCAGCAGCCAGAUUACCGAAUGCCCUGCCGUCGAUCCUAAAGCCCAACCAACGGUCGACCCAUGCGUUGAUACGGCCUCGCUGGCGGACAAUCAGGAAUCCUGUGAAACACGGUCAGUGGCGCAAUCCGUCAGCCAGAUGCGCCUAGCGUCCGGGGAUCAAUCGGUGGCCAGAAAGGAAUCGAAGGAACACAGACCAUAA
Anopheles bellator is the source of this 2379-nucleotide messenger RNA. Its product is annotated as cilia- and flagella-associated protein 52. Gene Ontology annotation, molecular function: protein binding. The transcript has 5 exons. Gene Ontology annotation, biological process: cilium assembly. The coding region runs from base 1 to 2379 and encodes 792 amino acids. NCBI's taxonomy places the organism in Eukaryota, Metazoa, Arthropoda, Insecta, Diptera, Culicidae. The record is from RefSeq and is a predicted model, not a curated record.